Messenger RNA from Pomacea canaliculata, 4346 nucleotides. RefSeq names its product methylsterol monooxygenase 1-like. Gene Ontology annotation, molecular function: iron ion binding; C-4 methylsterol oxidase activity. The coding region runs from base 160 to 1026 and encodes 288 amino acids. NCBI's taxonomy places the organism in Eukaryota, Metazoa, Mollusca, Gastropoda, Architaenioglossa, Ampullariidae. The record is from RefSeq and is a predicted model, not a curated record. Gene Ontology annotation, biological process: sterol biosynthetic process. The transcript has 8 exons.
GUUAGAAAGCCUCUUGUUCAGAUAAAGACCGUCUGCUUUUGUGCCGAUCAGCUGAGGCUGUGAUGUGACGACGGGCUAGAAUUACUAUUUAUGCUCAUAGAAAGUGUUUUCACUUGUCAUUUUAGAAGUCUAUAGAACUAGAACAUCUUUAUUAACAAGAUGGAUAACGCAACAAACACAGAUUUUGAUGUUACAGAUUUAUUUCAGUAUGUACCCGAAAUUCGCGAUCCAUUCAAGAAUGCCUGGAUCUACAUGACUGACCAUUAUACAAAGUUUCAAAUCGCAACGUUUGGAUCGUUGAUAGUGCAUGAGUUGGUGUAUUUUGCUGCCUGCUUACCAGGCUUUGUGUUCCAGUUCAUUCCUUUUAUGAAAAGGUUCAAAAUUCAAAAGAAUAAGCCAGAGACAGCAAAAGAUCAGUGGCAAUGCUUCAAGCUUCUCAUGUUCAAUCACUUCUGCAUCCAGACACCUUUGAUUGCUGGGACCUAUGUUUUUACUGAGUUUUUCAACAUUCCUUAUGAUUGGGACCACAUGCCUCCAUGGUGGAAUCUAGCACUCCGCGUGUUUGGUUGUGCUGUUGUAGAAGAUGCCUGGCAUUACUACCUCCAUUAUGCACUGCAUGACAAAAGAAUCUACAAGUACAUUCACAAAAUUCAUCACAGCUUCCCAGCACCGUUUGGAAUGACAGCAGAGUAUGCACAUCCAGCUGAAACUCUCAUUCUUGGACUGGGCUUUUUCAUUGGCAUCAUGAUCUUCACCAACCACGUGGUGCUGCUGUGGGUAUGGGUCACUGUGCGCCUAUUUGAAACUAUCGAUGUUCACAGCGGCUAUUACCUUCCAUUUUUGAAUGUGUUUCACCUCUUCCCCUUUUACGCUGGGGCAAAAUUCCAUGACUUUCACCACCAGAAUUUUCAUGGAAACUAUGCUUCUACAUUCACUUGGUGGGACAAAAUUUAUGGCACUGAUCGUCAGUACAAGGAAUACUAUGCCAAGCAGAUUCUAGAAGAAGCAGAGUCUAAGAAAAAAUAAACAAUACAAAUUUCCUGAACUGACAAUACUGCUUGAUUGAAGAUAUAUUAUAAUUAAAUCAGACUGAUUAAAUGGUCAACAUAGUGAAAGAAAUUAACUACAAAAACUAUUCAAAGCAGUUAUAGUGUUUUCCGAUAAGGAAAUGGGAGAAGGUGAUGCGGUGUGUGUGUAGGGAAUGUUAAUGAUCAGUAAUAUUGCUUAAAACAUUUCCAGCAUUUUACUUUUAGUAACAGGUUUUAGUAUUUGCUGUAUUUUUUUGUUUAAAGAUAGCUUUGUCAUUUCAAGUUCACCUGGGAGAAGAUUGUAUGGAUAGAAAAAGUACCAGAGAAUGUUAAUAACUGGGGGAGGGGUUUGCUUGUUUUAAAGUCAUUUACAUAAAUUCUUCCCACUUACAUUUACAUUGGGAAGGCAGAUUGCCUACUGGCAUUUAACUGACAUCUGAGGUUGGAAUAACAGCCUUAAAAAAAACUAGCAAAUUGCUGAUCCCGAGUGCACUGUCCAAUACUUGACCUGUUUAUAUUGUAUGUGUCAUAUCUGUGUGUAAUUUAUCAAGUGAGUUUUUUUAAGAUUUUAGUUCUUAGUAGUAGUUUGAAAAGUUAGGAUAUAAGUUUGAGUAGUUAGGAUAUAAAUGCUACUUCAGAGUUCUAUACAACACUCCUGAUAGUAAAGCUGUCCUCAUUAAUGAUUUAGUCCAAGGCAAUACCAUGGGAUUUCCUUUACAGCCAGAACUAACAACUUAGUCUUGUAUGAUGUCCCACUUCCAGUCUGAGGUUUACAUAUAGAUUAUAUUGCAGUCUACUUCAGCACACUUUUGGUGUUUUAUUUCUUUUCUUGUCUUGAUCCUCUAGUACCUUACAUUGAUAUCUAUUACCACAGAUGUUUUGUAUGAGUAGGGGUGCUAACCUUACACCAUAUCCACUUCAUUGUGACAUUGUAAAGUGUGCUAUCACCAAAGAGACUAACAUGUGUAUUAGGUAUUGUGAAGAAGUGUGCAUCUUGAAUUUAAACAUAAGAAUUUUGGUAAAAGUUAAUAGGUAUGUGAUUUCUUUUAUUUUUCUAUAGGUCUUAGAAAAUUUUUAUAGAAAGGAAUACCUGCUUUCUUAUAAAAAUUUACUUCAAGGAAUGGUUUUAUGGUGAUGUUUGAGUAUUUUAGGUGACAAGAAGGUACAUUAAUAGUUAUUAAAAUAAAAGGGCAUAUAAAAAGUAAAUAUUUAUUAAUGCAGACAAAAUGCAAAAUUAAAAGGCUAACAUGGAGCUUGUUAUGUCAAAAGGAGCAAUUACGGAAAUAAAAAGGCAAUAUUGUUCUAGUACCUAUCAGAGAAUAAGUGGUUUCUGGAGAAAGAAGCUUGUUUGAAGAAGCAGGUAGAAUGAAAUGGAAGGUGGCCUGAAGAUUGGCUUGUUCUUGUUACCAGCUAGCAGGAAAAAAUGGUGGUUACUAUUAACGUAACCAGCACUAAAAAAGCUUAUAAAGAUUGAGAAGUAAGAGUGAUACCAUAGCAACAAGAUUUUAAGAUUAGCACAAGUAAUUUUAGUCAGAGACAUGGCUAAAACAUGUCUAAAGGUGCAUGUGUUUGUGUAUCCAUGAAUGAAGAUAGUCGUGCUAACAAGCUGCAAUGUGGUGUCCCUCUGAGUUUCUAUUUAGCGUUGUGUGUGCCUGUAUAUAAAGCCCUUUAAGUCUGGAAAAGUUUAGGGAAGGAUGCUAAAGGAAUACACUUUGUUAUUAAAGGUUCAUAUAUAUAUAUUAAUUUUAAAUAUGAACUGAAUCUACAAAGAUUAGUGUCUAGAUGUGCAUUUCUAAGUGGGCUGGAUGGCAUUGAAAUGUUCUGUCUGUAUAGUGGCAAGGAUGUAUGCUUGCAUAUUAAAUGUUAAGUGUAAAAUAUGUGUUGAAAGCUCGCUAGUCAAGCUGCUACUAGGUACAGUGGGUUGGAGAGGGUCAGAUUUUUUUUUCAAUUUUUGGAUUAGUGUCCCACAUGAUUUGCAUCUUUUGGCUUGCAUUUAUGUACAAAAUGACUUUUUAUCAUUUUUCAUCAACUAUCAUUCAUAGGCUGUGUUAAAUUUUAGAAGCUAUGAUCUGCAUUUUCAUGUUGGUGACUGUCCCACAUACCUGUAGGACCACAUUGCUAAUAUUACAAAACUGAAUCAGUAUUUUUUUCAAAAUCAUUUGCUUUUUUUGAUAAAAUUUACUUUAAAUGGAAUAUACUUCACAUAUUGAUGUCCCCCAGUCACUCCUAGUUUUCUGCAUCUAUGGUUGUAGUGGCCUCAUCAUGUACUCCCUCCAUAGUUUAAAGCAUUCUACACUAAUCAAAAUCAUCGGAUUGUGAAGAAAAUCAAGCGCAAGAAAGAUGAGUGAAGAGGUAUACAUUUUAAUGUGUGCCCUAAAAACUGUCAUAUUAAUGAAAAAACAAUCAUAUUUUUCCUUAAACUUGUUUUUUUUUUAUUUUAGUAUAUUCUUUUUACCUUAUCUUUCUGUAUUUUUCCAUAAUCUUUUAUUCGUUUUUUUGUUUUUGUAUUUAGAUAGGUUUUUUUUAAAUGAUAGGCAAGCACAGCUGUACACUGGAUGAUAUUGCACUGUACUUUAAUUCUGUUAUUGAACUUGAUCAAGAUGGAAGUGCUAAGAGGACUUUGUGUUGUGCUAUUGCUGUGGCACUUCACACAUGCAUGGCAGAAGAGAAAGAUAAAAGUAUGACAUUCGUUAGUGCAAAACAAGUUUUCUUUUUCCAUUUUUUUUGUUAUUUCUUUUAUCCUAAUCUCUGGCAAAGUUGAUUAUGUAAAAGAGUCCAGUGUGUUAGUGUAACCUUAAAGAGUAGCAAUUGAUGUAGGACAAGGCCUUUGACUUUUACUUUCAUUUUAAUUUGAUGUUUUAAUACACCGAAUGCCAGUCUCUCAGCCAGCAGUUCAAUAACACUUUCCAUUACUAUAUUUUUUAUACAUUUCUUAAAAUGAACAUCUUUUAAAAAAAUAUAUUGAACUUGCUAGUUAUAAAUAAAAAAGUUUGUAGACAAUCGCUACUCUUUCAGUCAAAAUGUUUUUAUUUUGUGAUCAUUGAUUUAAAAUUAAACUGGUGCAAAGAGGUGCUUGUUUUCAUGCUUUAUGGUUUUUGUUUUAUGUAGAUGAUUCCAGACUCGUAUAUUUUCUUUUUACAAUGAAAUGUUUUGAGCUGCGACGAAUAUGCCAUUACCUCAAGCACAUUGAAUAAAAUCAUCUUGGAUUUGUGCUGAUCUCUAAAAUGGUCAAGGAGACAAAACAGAUUAGCAGAUUUCUGCUAAAAAUCUUUAGUGUCUUAUUGUGAUUAUUCUCAAAUACAGCUUUGAAAGAAAAAA